Carcharodon carcharias (great white shark) is the source of this 8016-nucleotide messenger RNA. RefSeq names its product myosin-10. The record is from RefSeq and is a predicted model, not a curated record. The transcript is spliced from 43 exons. Lineage: Eukaryota; Metazoa; Chordata; Chondrichthyes; Lamniformes; Lamnidae. Gene Ontology annotation, cellular component: myosin complex. Gene Ontology annotation, molecular function: cytoskeletal motor activity; actin filament binding; ATP binding. The coding region runs from base 222 to 6209 and encodes 1995 amino acids.
AGUUUGUGCGUUAAAAGUGAAGGUGGGAAAAAAAAAGAGGAAUUCGCUUGAGGAGGGAAGAAGCGGGUAUUGUGUGUGUGUGAGUGAGAGUCUGUGGACGCUGCUGAAGGUCGAGUUCUCCCCCCCCCCCCCGCCUCACAUAAGGAAGCUUUGCUCCCCCCCUCCGGCUGGCGGAGAUACUUUAUUUCCAGCGAGAGGGAAAGUUGGCCACUUGAUUUCUGAUGGCUCAGCGGAGCGUCCAGGAAGAUCCAGAGAGGUAUCUCUUUGUGGACAGGGCUCUGGUUUACAACCCUGCUACUCAGGCUGACUGGACAGCUAAGAAACUGGUUUGGGUGCCAUCAGAUCGCCAUGGCUUUGAGGCUGCUAGCAUCCGAGAGGAGCGAGGCGAUGAGGUGGUGGUGGAGCUGAUGGAGAACGGCAAGAAGGCUCUAGUCAACAAGGAUGACAUUCAGAAGAUGAAUCCACCCAAGUUCUCUAAGGUGGAAGACAUGGCUGAGUUAACAUGCUUGAAUGAGGCUUCAGUCUUGCACAAUUUGAAGGAUAGAUACUACUCUGGUUUGAUUUAUACCUAUUCUGGACUCUUCUGUGUGGUCAUAAAUCCAUACAAGAAUCUCCCCAUUUAUGCUGAACAAAUUAUUGAGAUGUACAGGGGGAAAAAACGACAUGAGAUGCCACCACAUAUCUACGCCAUUUCUGAAAGUGCCUACAGGAGCAUGUUGCAAGAUCGUGAGGAUCAAUCAAUUCUUUGCACAGGAGAAUCUGGUGCUGGCAAAACAGAAAACACUAAGAAAGUUAUUCAAUAUCUGGCCCAUGUUGCUUCCUCUCACAAAGGGCGAAAGGACCACAAUAUCCCACAGCCCAUUUCGCCUAAACCAGUGAAACAUCAGAGUGGAACUUCACUGUUAUAUGGUGAACUGGAGCGGCAGCUUCUGCAGGCAAACCCUAUAUUAGAAUCAUUUGGCAAUGCCAAAACUGUGAAAAAUGAUAACUCUUCACGUUUUGGGAAAUUCAUCCGAAUCAACUUUGAUGUCACAGGCUAUAUUGUGGGAGCCAACAUUGAAACCUAUCUCCUGGAAAAAUCUCGAGCAAUCCGACAGGCCAAGGAAGAAAGAACAUUCCACAUUUUCUAUCAGAUGCUUUGUGGAGCAGGAGAACAUCUUAAAUCUGAUUUGUUGCUUGAAGGAUUUAAUAAUUACCGUUUCCUGUCCAAUGGUUAUGUCCCUAUCCCUGGACAACAGGAAAAAGAUAACUUCCAAGAAACCAUGGAGGCAAUGCACAUCAUGGGCUUCUCCCAUGAGGAAAUUUUGUCAAUGCUGAAAGUGGCUUCGUCGGUACUGCAGUUUGGAAAUAUAAUCUUUAAGAAGGAGAGAAAUACAGACCAAGCAUCUAUGCCAGACAACACAGCUGCUCAGAAACUCUGUCACCUACUGGGAAUGAAUGUAAUGGAGUUCACCCGUGCUAUACUCACCCCCCGCAUCAAAGUUGGUCGAGACUAUGUUCAGAAAGCACAGACCAAAGAGCAGGCUGACUUUGCAAUUGAAGCAUUAGCAAAGGCUACUUACGAACGCCUCUUCCGUUGGCUUGUUCACCGCAUCAACAAAGCUUUGGAUAGGACAAAACGACAGGGAGCUUCUUUCAUAGGCAUUUUGGACAUUGCUGGUUUUGAAAUAUUUGAACUGAACUCAUUUGAGCAGCUGUGCAUUAACUACACCAAUGAGAAGUUGCAGCAACUGUUUAACCACACCAUGUUCAUCCUGGAGCAAGAAGAAUACCAGCGGGAAGGCAUUGAGUGGAAUUUCAUUGACUUUGGCCUGGAUCUACAGCCUUGUAUCGACCUCAUUGAGAGACCUGCAAACCCCCCUGGUGUGCUGGCUUUGUUGGAUGAGGAAUGUUGGUUCCCUAAAGCAACUGAUAAGACAUUUGUGGAGAAACUGAGUCAAGAACAGGGGACGCACUCGAAAUUCCAAAAACCAAGGCAGCUGAAAGAUAAGGCCGACUUCUGUAUUAUUCACUAUGCUGGCAAGGUGGAUUACAAGGCAGAUGAAUGGCUUCUGAAAAACAUGGACCCACUCAAUGACAAUGUUGCAACCCUCCUGCAUCAAUCAUUGGACAAAUUUGUGGCAGAGUUGUGGAAAGAUGUUGACCGUAUUGUGGGAUUGGACCAAGUUGCUGGCAUGAAUGAGACUGCCUUUGGCUCCUCUUAUAAAACGAAGAAAGGCAUGUUCCGCACAGUGGGGCAACUGUAUAAAGAGUCCUUGGCCAAACUAAUGGCAACUCUCCGCAACACCAACCCAAAUUUUGUUCGAUGCAUUAUUCCGAACCAUGAGAAAAGGGCUGGAAAACUGGAUCCUCACUUGGUACUUGACCAGUUGCGCUGCAAUGGUGUAUUGGAGGGUAUUCGAAUUUGCCGCCAAGGUUUUCCCAAUAGAAUUGUCUUCCAGGAGUUCAGACAGAGGUAUGAGAUCCUAACCCCUAAUUCAAUUCCUAAAGGUUUCAUGGACGGCAAGCAAGCCUGUGAGCGAAUGAUUCAUGCCUUGGAAUUGGACCCUAAUUUAUUCCGUAUUGGCCAGAGUAAGAUCUUCUUUCGUGCUGGAGUUCUAGCACACUUGGAAGAAGAACGGGAUCUGAAGAUCACUGAUAUCAUCAUUCUGUUCCAAGCUAUAUGCCGUGGAUACUUGGCUCGGAAAGCAUUUUCGAGAAAACAGCAGCAGUUGAGUGCACUGAAGGUUCUGCAGAGGAACUGUGCCGCUUACCUAAAACUCAGACACUGGCAGUGGUGGCGUCUCUUCACAAAGGUUAAGCCGUUGCUGCAAGUGACUCGUCAAGAGGAGGAGUUACUAUCUAAAGAGGAUGAGUUGACAAAGGUGAAAGAGAAGCAUGUAAAGGUGGAGGCUGACCUUACAGCAAUGGCGAGAAAGCACCAGCAGCUAAUUGAAGAGAAGAAUAUCCUGGCUGAGCAGCUCCAAGCUGAGACUGAGCUCUUUGCAGAAGCUGAGGAAAUGAGAGCCCGCUUGGCUAAUAAAAAGCAAGAACUGGAGGAAAUCUUGCAUGAUUUGGAAGCAAGAGUAGAGGAAGAGGAGGAAAGAAAUCAGCAGAUGCAGAAUGAAAAGAAGAAAAUGCAGCAACACAUUCAGGAUCUAGAAGAGCAGCUGGAUGAAGAGGAAGGAGCUCGACAGAAGCUUCAGCUCGAGAAAGUAACAGCAGAAGCUAAAAUUAAGAAAAUGGAAGAGGAUGUCUUGUUGCUAGAAGACCAGAAUUCAAAGUUGGCCAAAGAGAAAAAACUGUUUGAAGACCGGAUUUCUGAAUCUACCUCCCAACUGGCAGAGGAGGAAGAAAAGGCAAAGAAUUUGAGUAAAAUCAAGAACAAGCAGGAAAUGAUGAUUACAGAUUUAGAAGAGCGCUUGAAGAAGGAAGAAAAAACCCGGCAAGAGCUGGAAAAAUCAAAGAGGAAGUUGGAUGGUGAAACCACUGAUCUGCAAGAUCAAAUUGCUGAGCUACAGCAGCAGAUCGAAGAACUAAAGAUUCAACUGGCAAAGAAAGAGGAGGAGCUACAGGCUGCGCUUGCCAGAGGGGAUGAAGAAAGUGUCCAGAAGAAUAAUGCUUUGAAACUAAUCCGUGAGCUGCAGGUCCAGAUUUCUGAGUUGCAGGAAGAUCUGGAGUCGGAGAAAGGUGCUCGCAACAAAGCUGACAAGCAGAAGAGAGAUCUGAGUGAAGAGCUGGAGGCUUUGAAGACUGAACUGGAGGACACUUUGGAUACCACAGCAGCCCAACAGGAACUAAGGAACAAACGUGAGCAGGAGGUAGCUGAGCUGAAGAAGGCUAUUGAAGAAGAGACUAAGGCCCAUGAAAUUCAAAUCCAGGACAUCCGCCAGAGACAUAGCACUGCCCUCGAGGAGGUCUCCGAACAACUUGAACAAGCCAAGAGACACAAAGCCAACUUGGAGAAGAGCAAACAGAGUUUGGAAAAUGAUAACAAAGAGUUGGCUAGUGAGGUGAAGAGCUUGCAGCAAACUAAGUCGGAGUCUGAACAUAAAAGGAAGAAGCUUGAAUCUCAUCUACAGGAGUUUCAGAUCAAGUUUGCAGAAAGUGAAAAGGCAAAGUCUGAGCUUGUUGAUAAAACUCACAAGCUUCAGAACGAGUUGGACAAUGUCUCUGGGCUUCUAGAAGAAGCUGAGAAAAAAGCAAUUAAACUAACCAAAGACACAGCUAGUUUGGAAUCUGCACUCCAAGAUACACAGGAAUUGCUUCAGGAGGAGACACGUCAGAAAUUGAAUCUCAGCAGCCGCAUUCGCCAAUUGGAAGAAGAGAAGAAUAAUCUCCAGGAACAACAAGAGGAAGAGGAAGAAGCCAAGAAGAAUCUUGAAAAACAGCUAGCCACUCUCCACAUGCAGUUGGUUGAUGCAAAGAAGAAAGUGGAUGAGGAUGUGGGGACCAUCGACUGCCUGGAAGAGGCCAAAAGAAAACUUCAGAAGGAUGUAGAGGCCCUCAAUCAGCGCUUUGAGGAGAAGGCGGUGGCUUACGAUAAAAUGGAGAAGACCAAGAACCGUCUUCAACAGGAACUUGAUGAUCUUCUGGUAGACCUGGACCAUCAACGCCAAAUAGUUUCCAACCUCGAGAAAAAACAGAAGAAAUUUGAUCAGAUGCUGGCUGAGGAGAAGAGCAUCUCUGCUCGAUAUGCUGAGGAAAGGGACAGGGCUGAGGCUGAAGCCAGAGAAAAGGAGACUAAGACUCUGUCGUUAACCCGAGCUCUGGAUGAAGCUCUUGAAGCUAAAGAAGAGCUGGAAAGGCAAAACAAGCAACUCCGUGCUGAAAUGGAGGACCUAAUGAGCUCCAAGGAUGAUGUAGGCAAGAAUGUACACGAACUGGAGAAGUCCAAGCGAGCCCUAGAGCAGCAGGUGGAGGAGAUGAGGACUCAGCUUGAGGAACUGGAGGAUGAGCUGCAGGCCACUGAAGAUGCUAAGCUUCGUUUGGAAGUCAACAUGCAGGCCAUGAAGGCCCAGUUUGAGCGAGACCUACAAGCCAGGGAUGAGCAGAAUGAAGAAAAGAAGAGAAUGUUGGUUAAACAGGUUCGUGAACUUGAGGCAGAGCUAGAAGAUGAACGGAAACAGCGAGCACAAGCAGUUGCUGCAAGGAAGAAACUGGAGAUGGAUCUGAAAGACCUGGAGGCCCAGAUUGAAGCAGCUAACAAGAGUCGGGAUGAGGCAAUUAAACAGCUCCGCAGACUUCAGGCACAGAUGAAGGAUUACCAACGGGAGCUGGAAGAGGCUCGGGUUUCCAGAGACGAGAUCUUCGCUCAGUCAAAAGAAAAUGAAAAGAAACUGAAAAGCCUGGAGGCAGAAAUUCUCCAACUUCACGAGGAGCUGGCUGCCUCGGAGCGAGCACGUAGACAUGCAGAGCAGGAACGUGAUGAACUAGCAGAUGAAAUCGCAAACAGCACAUCUGGAAAAUCUGCUUUACUGGAUGAGAAGCGGCGCCUAGAAGCUCGGAUCGCCCAGUUGGAAGAAGAGCUUGAAGAAGAACAGAGCAACAUGGAACUCCUCAACGAUCGAUUCCGAAAAACCACAAUGCAGGUUGAAACUUUGAACUCGGAGCUCGCUAGUGAGCGCAGCACUGGGCAGAAGAGCGAAAAUGCACGGCAACAACUUGAGCGACAGAAUAAAGAACUCAAAGCCAAACUCCAGGAGCUGGAGGGUUCUGUCAAGUCCAAAUUCAAGUCAACAAUUUCUGCACUGGAAGCCAAGAUAGCGCAGCUGGAGGAACAACUCGAACAGGAAGCAAAAGAACGAGCAGCAGCCAACAAGCUGGUGCGUCGUACAGAAAAGAAGCUAAAGGAGGUUUACAUGCAGGUUGAAGAUGAGCGCAGACAUGCAGAUCAAUACAAAGAACAGGUGGAGAAGUCCAACUCACGCAUGAAGCAGCUGAAGCGGCAGUUGGAGGAGGCAGAGGAGGAGGCGACACGUGCUAAUGCUGCCCGAAGGAAACUCCAGCGAGAAUUGGACGAUACCACAGAGACUGCAGAGGCCAUGAACCGUGAGGUCAACACUCUGAAGAGCAGACUAAGGAGAGGAGGUAGCGGUCUGACAUUUACGACUAGUCGAACAGGAAGGCGUGCACUGCAGCUGGAGGGCACGGCACUUGAACUCUCAGAUGAUGAUGCUGACAGUAAAGGGGGCGAUCUCAAUGAAACGCAGACAAGCCAGGGAGAGUAGAGUCAUUUCAUAGUCAGCACAGCUCUUUUGAUUUAAGAGCCUCUGAGCAUAGAAUGAUUUCUGAACUGCUGACUUCUGAUUCUCUCUUUGCCUUUUUUAUUUUUUAAACUGACAAGUUAUAAAUCAUAUAAGCCGUUGUCCUCUUACGUCUUAAUUUUCUUUUGUCUCAACAUAUUGCACCCUGCAUAUUGUAUUCACACAAUUGCUUUUCUUAAAUUGUCUUUGAUAAUCAAGUACUAAUUCGAGCACAUAUUGACUGUUGAGACAACACCUGAACUUGGUUUGGUUUGGAAACCAGAUUUGAAUUCCAGACAUCAUUAAGAUUGGAUUGGGAGGACUCUAGUGUAUUACUAUGCAUGCUACAUGUACAAAUAAAGAUGUAUUUCCAUAUAUCAUUUUGUGGGCAAUUAAUCAAGGUAUUAGUUUGCAGCUGACUGCUGCAUAAAGACCAAACUGUGAUCAUUGCUGGAUCUGUGUAAGCAAGUUUUAUAAUGAGGAAAGAGAAAUUGAAAUAAGUUGCAGUACCUGGUUAGCUUGAGUAUAUUUAAAAUGCAAGGACUGACCCAGACUGUUAGUGCCAACGUAUUUUGAGUAAUCAGUGAUUACAGAUCAUGUAUAGGAUAGUAAAUAACCCAAAUUUAACUGCACAUAAAUACCCUUGAAAUACAAUCUGUCACAAAAUGUAAUUUCAUUCACUUAUUUGCAUCAUGAUUUCUAAUAUGCAUUCACUCCUCUUGCGCAAUAAACUUGUUAGGAACUUAAAACUAUUCUUUCUUCAGAUUGCUAGAGGGGAUUUAAAGGUGGUAAUGGCUGUUGGUGUUCAGAUAAUUUGCACAAAUCAUUUUUGAAGUAAGUACAACUUUGUGUUCAAUAGCUAUACUGGAAAUGAAAAUGUUGUACUUUUGUGUGUUACGGUGUUUGAAGUAUUUCUCUGUCUCUCUUUUCUCAUAUUGUUCCUUACAUUGCCAUACACAGUGGAAAUCAUUAUUUCAGACACUUCUUCUCGGGUGAUAUCAACUCCCUUAGUAACAAUUUUCUACCCUUUUAAAUGUGGAUGAAAACUGGCUUUUAUGGGACAGACCCAGCUGUAGAACGAUUAUUGUUGUCCUUUUUUUGAAUUGUACCACUGAGCACUAACGAACAGUAUUCAGCAAUAUUCUGGUUAGCCACAAUCCCAUAAUCUGAUUUUACAUUCCAGAUUCUCUACUCUUGUUUUCAGUGCUUCAAAAGACUCUCUUGAUGUGAGGUGAUAUACACUUGAUCUUUGGAGAUCCAUAAGAUAAAUAUUUGCAACAAUACCUACAAGCUACCAGAUGCUGAGAGAUUCAAAAUCGUACAAAAAUUCAUAUCGAUCUUUGUUCUAACCAGAAUUAAAUCUGGAGUCAUAUAAACAGAUUUUCAGAAAGUGCCUUAGAUGUGGCUUAUAAUUUGAUUACAAGAGCAAGUAUCACAGUUGAAACCAAUAUAGUACAUUAUGCUGAGUAUGUAACCAUCAAAAUGGUUUUAUAUUUUACUUGCAGCUGUGCUUCACGCCUUGUACAACCCUUGUGAUGAGAAUAUUAUACAGGGGUUUAACUCAGUGUUAUUGAAUAUGUACCUUGAGCCUUCUAUACCAGGCAGGAAUUUCUCAAUUUCUUCUGGUUUAAAGCUUUAACAUCUGUUUGAAGUAUUUUUACUGGCUGUUGACCACCAGGCCCUGUCGUUCUCAUACCUUUGUAUACCUGUGUUUCUAGACAGUUAUACCAUUCAAUAAAAAUUCCUUUGGAAACAAUUUUUUUAAAAAAAAACAAUAAACGUAUUAAAUGCA